UUUUUUUUUUUUUUUUUUUGGACCAUCAUUCCUGAGUUAUUAGUAUGACUGAGUGAUGGUUUGUAUAAGCCUGUAAAAUAACAAUGCGUCAUCCUUUGGGGAUCAGAAAUAUUUAGCACCUGUGCGUCACUUACGUAUGGCUUACCUUUUAAGUACACACGGACUUUGAUCAGAAAAGCUAACCAAUAGGCUAUAUGGGGAAUUAAGGAAAUUAAUAUGGGAACCGCAGGCUUAUCAUUCUGUGGUGUUUUAUUAUAUCCAUUAUGUUAUUAAAUAAAUCUCUGCGUCUUGAUCCCGCGAAAGGGGACAUUUCUCUGAAAAUCUAAAAGAAUUCAACUUCGAAGUCAACUUUCGGGACAUAAACGUGAUUGUCUGCCCCCUUUGAUUUUGAAUCUAAGCGGGUUUGCGCUCAUUUUCCUGGUGACUGUCAUUGGCUGAGGGCGCGGGACGAAUCCUCCCUUCCCUGAACGCGUCGGUGCAGUUUGAGCGCGGAGCCCCAUCAGCCCUGGACCACAUCUCCAGGUCUGGACGCGGGCCAAGCCUGUCUGGUGUCAAACCAGCCUGAACAGAUACUCUCAGACAUCUCAUUUCUUCACCUCAUUCCUGAGACGGGACUCUGCCCACCCCUUGUGUAAAGCAAUUUAAACCUGAUAGCACAUCAUCUGCCUAUCUCCACUGAGGAUCUCUGCUGGACUAUCAGACAGUCGCUCUUCACUUUUUUUUUUUCUCCCCCCUCCUCAUAAGCACUUUGCCACCGCGCAGCAGAGUCUGAGCCGGCCAUGGCUUUUACGCGCAAAACUUCCGUCCACCAAUUCUCCUCUGAUCCAUUUUUAAUCCAAGCUUGAUCUGCAGAUUUGUACAAGUUCUGACUUCUUCUCUUGUGUUUUCAUAUUUUUCUCUCGUCCGUGGAAAUGCUCCGUCCAGAUCCAUAAAGGACCAAAGAUUGGUUAAUAUGAACUUAUUGCCAAGUGGAAUAUGUUUUUAUUUAUCUGUAGCAAUCUGCUGGCUGACGGCCGAGGUCGAUGCGUCCUGGUGGUACAUGGGCACCCUGGGCUCCCAGGUGAUGUGCGACAACAUCCCUGGUCUGGUGAACAAGCAGCGCCAGCUGUGCCGCCAGCACCCCAGAGUGAUGCAGGCCAUCGGGGCCGGGAUGAAGGACUGGAUCUCAGAGUGCCAGCAUCAGUUCCGCAGCCACCGCUGGAACUGCAACACCACGGCCAGGGACCACAACCUGUUCGGACGCCUGCUGCUACGCAGCAGCCGCGAGGUGGCCUUCGUCUACGCCAUCUCCUCAGCCGGCGUGGUUUACACGUUGGCGCGAGCCUGCAGCCAAGGCGAGCUGGACUCCUGCUCCUGCGAUCCCACUAAGAAGGGCUCGUCGCGGGACGCCAUGGGCUCCUUCGACUGGGGCGGCUGCAGCGACCACGUGGAGCACGCCAUGCGCUUCAGCCAGGCCUUCGUGGACGCCAAGGAGAGGAAGGAGAGGGACGCCCGCGCACUCAUGAACCUGCACAACAAUCGAGCCGGCAGGAAGGCAGUGAAGCGCUUCAUGACCCUGGAGUGUAAGUGUCACGGCGUCAGCGGCUCGUGCAGCGUUCGGACCUGCUGGUUGGCCAUGGCCGACUUCCGGCGCACCGGCGACCACCUGCGGAAGCGCUACAACGGCGCGGUGCAGGUCGCCGUUAACCAGUACGGCACCGGGUUCACUGCCGCGCACGCACACUUCAAACGACCCAGCAAGAACGACCUGGUGUACUUUGAGGACUCGCCAGACUACUGCAUACGGGACCAUGAGUCAGGCUCGAUGGGGACGGGGGGCCGGGUUUGUAACCGGACGUCCCGCGGCGUGGACGGCUGCGAGGUGAUGUGCUGCGGUCGAGGGUAUGACACGUCGCGGGUCAGCCGCACCACCAAGUGCGAGUGCAAGUUCCACUGGUGCUGCGCCGUGCACUGCCGCGACUGCCACCAGCAGGUCGACGUCCACACCUGCAAGGGCCAGACGUGACCUCGCCGCCGCCGCCGCCAAACACUACUGACCACUACUAAACCAGCAGUCACACUGGCUCCCAUUACCACCGCUCUCCUGCUGGGCUGCAGACCCUCCCUCUGUCGUCACAUUACAGGCGACACUCACAGGAUAUUUUUGUCAAUCACACAGUAGGUAUGUGGCUUCUCCGUGGAGGUCUGGCUCUGCAGGUGACUCCUCUUCACUCACGCCGUCUUUAGCUUCCAGAUGAUCAGUAGAAGCUUCAUCCACCGGUUCACUAGUGAGCUGUGCAUUUAUUUUAAAGUAUAUCAAUAGAUAAAAACUCCUUCACACUGAAACCUGGUUUCUAAAAAGCUAAAAUUCCUGUCCUGUGUCAUCUAGCGACGCAGCAAAUCCUCUAUCCUCUCAUUGUAUUUAUUUACUCUCAAGUCCGUAAAAAGUGUCUGAGGUUUAUUUGUGUUGUGUCUAGAACGAUCCGUGACACAGGACGACCAGAGUCUGUGAGCUGAUAAAAAUCUGAACUCCUCAGAAUAUCUCGCUCAUCCUGCGUCCAGGUUUAAACACGAGAGUCUGAAUUAGUCUGGAGUGUGGACACAGCUUGUUUAUAGUCAGAUCAGACAGGGCUUUGUUUGUGAUUAUGUAAAUAUGUGCUUGUGUAAAUUAAAAAUCAGAUAUAUAGUGAAUGGAAGCAUUAACUGUCAGACUCCACUCCUCCUGCAACAAAACGAGUCCGUUUUGUUUUGUUUUUGUUCGUUCAGCAGCUUCAAAGUGACGCAUUAAAAGAAAAAUUCUGCUGGUUUCUUGCAACUCUUUGAUGAUGAU
Messenger RNA from Seriola aureovittata, 2809 nucleotides. It is a transcript of the gene wnt2, whose product is annotated as wingless-type MMTV integration site family member 2. Gene Ontology annotation, cellular component: extracellular region. The transcript has 5 exons. NCBI's taxonomy places the organism in Eukaryota, Metazoa, Chordata, Actinopteri, Carangiformes, Carangidae. The record is from RefSeq and is a predicted model, not a curated record. Gene Ontology annotation, biological process: neuron differentiation; multicellular organism development; cell fate commitment. Bases 953 to 2005 code for a protein of 350 amino acids. Gene Ontology annotation, molecular function: frizzled binding; cytokine activity.